Molecule: messenger RNA, 1476 nt
Organism: Perkinsus marinus ATCC 50983
Lineage: Eukaryota; Perkinsozoa; Perkinsida; Perkinsidae
Product: membrane associated transporter, putative
Exons: 2
Coding region: 1-1476 (491 amino acids)
Biological process (GO): transmembrane transport
Cellular component (GO): membrane
Molecular function (GO): transmembrane transporter activity
Source: RefSeq, a predicted model, not a curated record
AUGACCUGUGAACCUGGGCUCACCCGCUCAACACUGACAGACCAAGAAUUCGAGACUCGAUGGGAAGAUGUCAGACGCUUGCUCUAUGUGGUAUGCGCUAUCGAGGGUACAGAUAUGCUUCUACUACCCUCAUGCUACCGUGCUAUGGAAAUGGAUCUUGGGCUAUCUCCCAGUUCGUUGGGAUAUCUAGCCAUGGGUCAAGCCUUCUGGCAGGCAUCUGCCGCUCCACUAUGGGGCGCUGUCUCUGACUCCAUGUCAAGGCGGCUUGUUCUCACGACUGCAGUGGGGGGUUGGGCUAUAUUCACCGCUCUAACCUCGGCAGCCAGCGGAUUCUGGGUUUUAUUCGUCAUACGUUGUCUCAAUGGGAUUGCUCUGGCAUCGAUUAUACCGGUAUCACAGUCCAUUGUUGCUGAUGUAUCCCUUUCAAAGAACCGGGGAUCGACUUUUGGAUUAAUACAGUCAUUCACUUCUUUUGGACAGAUCUUCGCGAGUUUAUUUGGGACCUGGUUGAGUGGCAUCACCAUCGUACCAGGGUUCAUGGGCUGGCGGCUAACUUUCUUACUUACUGGUGCUACGAGUGCCUUCUUAGUCGUUGCGCUGCUAAGAACAUUUGAAGAACCGCCUAGGGGUGCUGCGGACAUGCACGAAGGAAUAAAAGUAGACCCGGUUGUAUAUCCCUCACAAACGUGGUUUGAUAGUCUCACGGAAGAGUACCGGAAGCUUUUCUAUUACCUCCGGGAGGUUCGGUCCUUUGUAGUUAUCGUACUCCAGGGUUGUUUUGGCACUAUACCAUGGGGAGCUUUUACAUUCACCACCUUGUGGCUACAAUAUAUUGGCUUUUCUGAUCGAUCAGCGGGAAGCUUGAUUGUCCUAUAUAUGGGUGCAGCUAUCCUCGGCAGUGUCUUAGGUGGGAAUCUAGGAGAUUGGGCGACACGACGGUGGAGAUAUUUUGGUCGCCCCUUCGUUGCCGUGUGCAGCGUCGCAGCUGGUAUCCCUACUCUUGCUAUAGCAUUCUUCGUUGUUCCACGUUCUCCCUCUUCAUACGGUAGUUAUGCUGCUCUCCUUGUUAUUUUCGGACUAGUAGCAGCAUGGCCUGCCGUAGCCACCAAUCGUCCUAUUCUAGUCGAGCUCGUUGAUUCACAUAGCAGGGCCAGCAUCAUCGCUUGGCUCACCGCCUUGGAGGGUUCUUGUGGAGCAUUGUUUGGUCCACCAAUGGUUGGUAUCAUUGCUGAACGAGUAUUCAAUUAUCAGCAUAUGUCAGUUCCUGUUGCUGAGAUGUCACUAGACAUCCGGCAUAGGAACGCUGAGGCCUUGAGUAGAGCUAUGAUCAUCCUCACAUGUCUUCCCUGGAUGAUAUGUUUGGUUUUUUAUCUCCUUCUCUUCAAGAGUUAUAAGUACGAUUGUAAGAGACGUACUCAGCAAAUCCCAGCCACAGCCGAAUCUAAAUCGCCACUGUCCAGUUCUAGCGAUGAUUGA